GUGUAUACUUAUAAAGUAUGUUCAUUACAUUAUUUUUGAUUGGUGUUCUUAUAUUUUUAAUAAGAUAUAUAGAACAAUUUCUCAGGUCAUUUUAUAUACCUGAUAUAGAAGAUAAGUAUGUUUUGAUAACAGGAUGCGACACAGGAUUUGGAAAUUUACUUGCAAAAAGUUUAGAUAAUAAAGGAAUAAAUGUUAUAGCAACUUGUCUAACUGAAGAUGGAGCUAAACAAUUAUCUGAAUGUUGUUCAAUGAAGUUAACAACUUACAUUCUAAAUGUUACUAAUGAAGAUGAAAUUGAUAACUUAAAGGAAAUGAUUACAAAAAAAGUUGGUGAUAAAGGUUUGCAUGCCUUAGUGAAUAAUGCAGGAAUCCUUGGAAAAGAUUUUGGUUCGCCAGAGACUUUAUUAAUGUCAGAUUUAACAGAAGUUUUAAAAGUAAAUACUGUUGGACCAGCAGUACUUUGUUUUAAAUUUCUUGAAUUGUUACAUAUGGGAAAAGGCAGAAUAAUAAAUAUGGGAUCAAUGGCUGGAAGAGUUCCAUCUGUAUAUUUCUUAUAUGGUAUUUCUAAAUAUUGUAUUGAGGGUUUAUCAAGCAUUUUAAGUUUUCAAUUGAAAAAAUAUGAUUGGAAUGUUUCUGUUCAUACAAUUGAACCUCAGCAUUUUUCAACUACCCUAUCUGUAAAUAGAGCUCUUGAAAAUAGUGUUAAAGAUGGAUAUAAAAGAGUAUCAAAAUUUACAAAAGAAAAAUAUCCAACUGAAAAUGAUUAUCUUAAUACUUUUUGGCGACAGCUUGGUAAAAUUCCAUUAAGUGAUAGAAUAGAUUACGUUACUGAUGCAUACGAACAUUCCAUUCUUUCAGUAUGGCCUAAAAAUAGAUAUUCAGUUGGUAAUUUGGCAAAAUAUGUUAUAGUUCCUCUGAGUUACUUUCCAACCAGCAUUUCCGAUGGAAUUUUAUGAAUUGAAAUAAAUAAAAAUAAUAAAAAAUAAGACCAAAUUUUCUAUUUUCAGUUUUCUCAACCUUAAUUACUAUGCAUAAAAGCAAUAGAACUCAUC
Molecule: messenger RNA, 1052 nt
Organism: Dimorphilus gyrociliatus
Lineage: Eukaryota; Metazoa; Annelida; Polychaeta; Dinophilidae
Source: the annotation of a GenBank genome assembly